This is a messenger RNA of Camelus dromedarius (Arabian camel), 3921 nucleotides long. It is a transcript of the gene LIN7C, whose product is annotated as lin-7 homolog C, crumbs cell polarity complex component. The record is from RefSeq and is a predicted model, not a curated record. The transcript has 5 exons. Gene Ontology annotation, molecular function: L27 domain binding. Gene Ontology annotation, cellular component: basolateral plasma membrane; cell-cell junction; MPP7-DLG1-LIN7 complex. Bases 26 to 619 code for a protein of 197 amino acids. NCBI's taxonomy places the organism in Eukaryota, Metazoa, Chordata, Mammalia, Artiodactyla, Camelidae. Gene Ontology annotation, biological process: maintenance of epithelial cell apical/basal polarity; neurotransmitter secretion; protein localization to basolateral plasma membrane.
GUGGGUCUGCAGGCAAAGGGAGAAGAUGGCGGCGCUUGGGGAACCUGUGCGACUGGAGAGGGAUAUUUGUAGAGCAAUUGAAUUGUUGGAAAAACUACAGAGGAGUGGAGAGGUACCACCACAGAAACUUCAGGCUUUACAGCGAGUCCUUCAAAGUGAAUUCUGCAAUGCUGUAAGAGAGGUGUAUGAACAUGUCUAUGAGACUGUGGACAUCAGUAGCAGCCCUGAAGUAAGAGCUAAUGCGACUGCAAAGGCUACUGUUGCUGCAUUUGCUGCCAGUGAAGGACAUUCUCAUCCUCGAGUUGUUGAGCUACCAAAAACAGAAGAAGGCCUUGGAUUCAAUAUUAUGGGAGGCAAAGAACAAAACUCUCCAAUCUAUAUAUCUCGAAUAAUUCCAGGUGGAAUUGCUGAUAGACAUGGGGGCCUCAAGCGAGGAGAUCAGCUCCUUUCUGUUAAUGGAGUGAGUGUUGAAGGAGAGCAUCAUGAAAAAGCUGUAGAACUGCUGAAAGCAGCUCAAGGAAAGGUUAAAUUAGUGGUGCGGUACACACCCAAGGUCUUAGAAGAAAUGGAGUCACGCUUUGAAAAGAUGAGAUCAGCAAAACGCAGGCAACAAACCUAAUGCAGUUAAAAACUUUAUAUUCCAUUUUGCUUUUAGCUAGAGAAGUUUUACUUGUGACCUACUGAUGGCUACAAUGCCAAUGAUUGUAAAAAAACAAACUUCCCAUGAAAUCCUCCCUGCCAUUUUAUACCUGCCUGUUUUAACAUCACUUAUGGUUCCAGAGAUGCAUACUCUUUUUUCUGACAAGAAAAAGUAAAAAGGUGAUGAGGGCAAUUGUGUCCUGCUGUUUUUACAGGCCUUUUUCAAAUGCAGAUUUUGUCAUAAAGUUGUUAUAGAUUUUUAAAAAUGCUUUUUUAAUAUUCAAAUGUACUUUUACAUUCUUAAUCUUUUUUUAGGGAAAAAAAGUUUUCUUUAUUUGGCUGCUUAUUUAAAAAUAACAGUUCUCCAUACUUUGUUUGCUUUAUUUUUCUUUAACCUACAACAUUUCUUUAUGAUUUUCCAAGAAAUUACACAUGACAGUCUCAGCUACAGCAGUUCAUCACACUGCUAAUGUUAAUUAACAUCGCUGCUGCGUUUUGUAUCUGGAACACACACUAUGUAUAAUCAAUGGUAAAUUAUAACCCAGCACAGUGGAAGUUUUUUACUUUUAUUUAAACAUACUAUAUAAUGAAUACUCAUUUAUACUGAUUUAUAAAAGUUUUUAAACACUGAAACAAUCAUUGCUAAAAUAUGUAUUCUUUCAUAAUAUUUGAGCAGUGAGGCAGGAGAAUGUAAUUUGAUUGUUAGCAUUACUGAUUACAUCUCUCUUUAUAUUCAGCAGUGUAUCGUAAAUUACAAAUGCAAAAGAGGUUUAGGUUUUAUCUUUUGCAAAUUUUUUUAAUGCUACUCAUUUUUAUUUAAAUAUACUUCUUAUAUUUUGGUCCUUCCGUUCCUAGAAGUGAGCCAGUUAGUUUGUGGUGGGAGAUAGCAAAGAAGAAAAAGUAAUACUUUAACCUCACUCAAGAGUUAACAUCUCUUAAGUAGCUCAAUUUAAAGAAUUGAUGCUAAAUAAGAAAAAGAUAGAAGGUAUGUUUAAGACAUAUAGAGAUUGUAAGGUGAUGCAUUUGUAAGAAUCUGCAGACUCUUGUCAAAAUGAGUAGGAACUCAUUCAUAUUAAAAUGGUUGGAUUUAGAGAUGUGAUCUUUGUUUAUGAUUCAAAUAUAAUGAUGAGAAUUCUGAGAGAUACUUUUCAUUUGUCCACUGGAUGUCACUGUUCUACUGAAAGGCAGCUAUUAGUGGAUGACUGUGACAGGUCUUUUUAAAGGCAGAAGUUAAAGAACUAAGGUUCAUUUGUAUGGCUUUUUGAAAUUUUAAGUGACAGGUGCUAGAAAGAAAAAGUGGAUUAAAAUAUAUAAGGAAUUCAGUAUAAUUAUCAACCCUGUGCAAAGAGUGGGCAUUUUGUAACAUUCCUUCUGGAAGAAUGGAAAUGUGUUAUCUUUUUCUGCAUGUUUGUGAGCACUGUGAGUCUUAAAAGAUUAUUCCAGUUUUCAAUGAUUUUUCAGAAUACAAGUCAAUCAGCAUUGUUAUUUAUCAUUUAGGUAUUGAACACUGGAUUGCAUGGUUGAAUGUGUCUUUAGUCCACUGCAAAAUGUGCUUGUUCUUGAUAGGAUCAUGUUGUUAAAUUGUAUAUUUCCAAAAUUAAUUGAUGUUUUAAAAUGUUGAGACCAAAGUAGUGUAGAAGAAUUAUGGACUUAAUUUAAUUGUAAAAUUAUUAAAGGUAUUUGUUGUAGAGCUUUAUAUAUUAAAGAGAUGUGUUGGUGCAUAUGAAAACAGUACUGUUACUGUUAUGCUCGUGUUCUUGCAUUGCUGGUAAACCCUGAGGAAAUCUUAUUUUAGUAUUGCUGCAGCUGCAGUAGCUUCUAAGGGUGUGUCAACAUUUCAUUAUAAAUUAUAGCUUCCUGGUUCAGUAUCUCAGCUGUUUCAGAACAUUCAGCCAAGUUAAAUCUUUUUUGGUGUUGAAACUUAGUAAGUUGAGUAAGCUAUUUUUUUUUCCUUCUACAGUAAUCCACAAUCUGUUCUUUGUGUGGGUUGGCACUUAUUUAUAAUUCUUAAAAUAUGGGUAGCUUAAAAGAGCCAAAUACAGUAGUUUUGCUUGCUCCUGUUCAGCAUGAGUAGCAGUAGUUUAUUUUCGUUAAUGCAGUUUUCAUAGUGUGUCCCAGAAUUUUAAAUCCUGACCAUACAAGAAUUCAGUCAUUCGGUGGCAAAGAUGUACAGUAGUGGUCUAGUAUCAUGAGGAAAUGAAGGGAAUUUUCAUCUUAUAAAUGUAUGAUUCAUGAACAUAACUAGGCACAUAGUGUAUAAUAGGUGUUUGAUUUGUAAAUUAUAAAUAUAAAUUGUCUUCCCUCUCCAGUUUCCAUUUAUUUUCUUGGUUUUUCCAAAUGAGUUGACUCAGUGAUUCUCAGCCUCAGCUGCACAUUAGAACACCCUGCAGACCUUUAAAACAUGGUGACACUGAGUCCCAUCCCACACCAACUAAAUCAGAAUCUUUGAGGUGGGGCCAGAUGCUUGUUUUUUGGCUUUUUUUUUUUUUUUUUUAAGCUUUCUAGUUGGUUCUAAGGUGCACCUAGGGUUGAGAACUACUAGUUUACCCCUUUGUAAAAUGCUCUAAGUACACUGGACUCUGGAAGUAUCAGAAUAGAAUAAUUCAAUUUACAGCUACUGUUAAAUAGCUGUAAAUGUAAUGAUUGGUUAUAUUUCUUAGUAAUUUCUUUAGGAAUAAAAGGUACAUGGCAUUCCUUAUUUGGAAAGUAAUUACAGUCUACCUUUUUCUUCCUUCCUCCCUCCCUCCUUCCUUUCGUCCCUUCCUCCUGUCAGUAGUUUAAAUGUAAACUUUCAAUAUCUGUCACCUUUCUGCCCCCUUUGCCUUUAAAACCUAUAAAAAUAAAUAUUUAUUGUUAAAGAAAGCAUGUUUAAAAAUUGCAGAUGAGAAAUAUUGUUGUUGAUAAUUACGUGCUGUCUUAAUAUGGCCACUUUAUCCAUUAGUGUCAUACUAGAUUAUAGUGGCCUAGUGCUUUGAGGUUUGAGAAUUCAGAUGUGUUUUUUAAAAAGUCACUGUCUUCCUCUUCUAAAUUUUUGAAAGUUACUUUGCUCGAGGACUUAAAUAAUUUGGCUCAAAUACUUUGUUUACAAUAUAAAUGGAUAUUACAGCAUUUAAUAGAAGAAAUGGCUAUGGCUUAUCUGAAAAGAAUGUCAGCAUGACUUGGUGUAGACUUAAAAGAAUAUAUGUUGUGAAUAUUUUAUAAUGUGGAAUGAUCAUUGAAAUAUCAAGGACUCCAGUAAUUGUAUUUCUUGAAUAAAUGUAUGUUUAUGAAUUUCCUAACUUA